AUGUGGAAGAAAUUGAAGGAGUUAUAUGAGAGGAAGAAUGUGAAAAACAAAGCAUUCUUGAUUUGGAAGCUAGUCAAUAUGAAAUAUAUUGAAGGUAAAUCAAUGCCGGAGCACUUGAGCAUAUUCCAGGAGACCGAUGAAAAUUAUGUGAAUCUUGUAUGUGAUGAUUCCACUUGGAUUAUGAACUCUAGUGGCUCAUGUCAUGUCACUCCGAGGCGUGAAUUUUUCACUUCUUAUACUGCUGAAAAUUUUGACAAGAUCAAAUUGGGAGAUAAAGGAGUGUGUGAUAUCGGGUAUUGCACUUCUUUUGGUAGUGAAAAAUGCAAGAUUACCAAAGGGGCUCUCAUUGUGGCUAAAGAAGACAAUAGUCUCACUACUCUCUACCAGUUGCAAGCAAAGUUGUGCAAAGAAGAGACAGGAACCCUAAUGGCUACUCGUGGACAAGGUCGGUCACCUAUACGGAGAGAUUAUGAGAGUAACCCGUCGAUGGAUAAUCACGCUGAACUUAUGGUGGGGAUGACUAACUUAGCUAACACGAUUCAAGCGGGCACUGCUAUGGCUACUCAUGCUUUGCGACAGACAAGGCAAUCAGUCGGAGGCGAAAAUGAAGAAGGUGCUGAGGAUGUUGAAGCAGACAACUGGUUCAAAGCGGUGGAGGGUGCAUUACAGACUCAACAAGUCCCGAGUAAUCAGUUUGUGGAAUAUGCGGCAUAUCAACUAAUGGGAGAAGCUCAACAAUGGUGGCAAGGAGAGCGUCGACUGCUACACCUACAGGAGGUGGACAUUACACGGGCAUUAUUCCAGGAAGCUUUCUACAAAAAGUACUUGCAUGAAUCCUUAAGGGAGGCCAAAGAGUUGGAGCUCUUGUAG
Messenger RNA from Arachis ipaensis, 870 nucleotides. RefSeq lists its product as uncharacterized. The record is from RefSeq and is a predicted model, not a curated record. Lineage: Eukaryota; Viridiplantae; Streptophyta; Magnoliopsida; Fabales; Fabaceae.